Messenger RNA from Dictyostelium purpureum, 2712 nucleotides. RefSeq lists its product as uncharacterized. Lineage: Eukaryota; Evosea; Eumycetozoa; Dictyosteliales; Dictyosteliaceae. The record is from RefSeq and is a predicted model, not a curated record. The transcript has 4 exons. Bases 1 to 2712 code for a protein of 903 amino acids.
AUGAAAUAUUUAUUAUUUUUUAUAUUAUUUAUUAUCAAUUAUAUGGAAUGUACUUCCCUUCCAAGUACAUAUAAUGUUAUUGGUCCUUUUUCUAUUGGGGAACAUGAAGAAGUGUACGAUACCUUAGAAUCCUAUGGAGGAAUUUUUAAUAUACCAAUUGGAGAUAACACAACAUACCCAUCAGAAUUAGGAAAAAACUCAGUUGUUGGAUGGUCCGUUUAUAAUUCUACAACACCAGGUUCUCUUCAAAUUGAUUGGUCAUCAACAAUAAAUUGGGGUUUCAUGGACAUGCCUUUCGAUUGGGCCAUAUAUUUAUGGUACUCUUAUGCAAUUGGUGAUUUUACUGCUACAGAAUCAUCAAACUAUAUUGUAAACUGUACCAAUCUUCGUACCUUUUAUAUUCAAUCAAAAUCAAAUCCUUCAGAAAUACAAGAAUUUAGUGGUGAUUUCUUUGCAUAUGGUAAUGGUCAACAAACAAUUUAUUUACAACAAGGACAAGACUAUAGAGUUUACUUUAGAAUGUUAAGUAGUACAAGAGUAUAUGGAUCUGCAUUCUCUCAAUUCCAUUGCAAUUUAGUACCAGUUCAAGACGAUAUUACUUUUAUUACAACUGAGUCCCUAAUUUCAGAUGUUGUAAGUGGAAUUUUAGCAAGUUCUUAUGGUUCGAUCACAUUAAUUAAUUCCGGUUUAGCUGAUAUCAAAUCAUUCAAUAUUAGUUUAUCAGACAACAGUAAUGGUCAUCGGUUAUUUAAUCUUAAUCCAUUAAUUCAAAACUCAACCAAAGUUUUAGCAGGUCAAAGAUUUUCAAUUCCAUUUGAAAUCUAUUUAAAAUAUAAUAAUAAAGUUUUAGAAUGUCCAUUCAAUUUAGAUAUUCAAGUAUCAAUUUUAAAUGACCUUGGCCAAGAAAAACAGUUCUAUACUCAAAUCCCAUUUAACUGCACAGAUUUUAAUAAUCCAUAUUUAUUUACAUUCUUAGAUUUUGAUCAAACUGUUCAAUAUGCAAUGUUAAUGUCACCACUUAAUGAAUGUGGUUUAGAAUCAAACUCUUGCAUGAUUCAAGUAGCAACUCAUGGUUUUUUGGGUGUUACAAGAGAUCCAAGCUGGUUUACCAACUUUAAUCGUCAAAAUAAUCUUUGGGUUGUAAUGCCUACUGGUCGUACUAAUUGUGGUUAUGAUUGGGCAAGUUCAAGCAGAAUAAAUGUAUUUUACUCUAUUCAAGCUGUAGCAACAUUGUUACCAGGUGUACCAAGCCAAAGCAAAUCAUUAUACAAAACUGAUCCAUCAAAAAUAUUAUUUAUUGGUCAUUCAAUGGGAGGUAUGGGAUGUUGGAAUUUAUUAGUACGUCAAGGUGAUUUAGCUAUAGGUGGAGCAUGUGCUUCAGGUUUCCCAAAACUAUCAAUGUAUAUUUCAUAUGAACUUUCCCAAGGCUUUAGCUAUAUAGAUCAUGCAUUAAAAUCAUUACUAAUGAUUAGCAUUGAAGAGAAUAAUGUUGAUAUUAUCAGUUCAAAUCUUGUUGGUUUACCAUUAAUGGCAAGAUAUGGUGAAAAUGAUACAGUAGUUAACCCAUACCAUUCACGUCGUAUUGUUAAGAUGGUAUCAGAGCAAAGUCAUGACGAAAAUGCUGUUAUUGUUAGCGAAGUUCCAAAUGAAAAUCAUUGGUUUGAUGGUAUGCUUUCAGAUAGUUACAUGCAAACAUAUUAUAAUAACCUAAUGGGAAAUUAUAGUACUUAUCUCCCACCAAUUCCAAAAUCAAUUACAAUUAGCACCUUAAAUCCAUCAGGAACAGGUUCAAGAGCAAAUAUUUUAAUCCUUCAAUUAUGGACUCCAUUCAAAUUAGCAAAAAUCAAAUUAACUCAAGUAUAUAAUUCAAACAAUCAAUUAAUUUGGUAUUUAGAAACUCAAAACGUCAGAAGAUUCUCUAUUACUCCAGAGCCAGUAAGACAAGAGUUUCCAGAGAUAUUAGUAAUUGAUGGUAAACAAGAAUUUGUUAAUCAAUACUUUUACCCAAAUGCCCAUUUCGAAAACAAACCAUUUUAUGCAAGAUCAAAUCAAAAGAGAUGGGUUGUAAAUGAAGAUAACCUCUGGAUCACAUAUGAAAAGAAUCCAGCCACAUAUGGCCCAAUUAGACAAAUAUUUGAAAAGAAUUUCAAAAUUGUAUAUGGAACUGUUUCAAACAAUACUCAAACCAUUGCUCAACAAAAGCAAGCCGGUAUAUACAUCAACAACUUUUGGAACAACUAUGGUCGAGGUUCUGUUUCAAUCCUUUCAGAUGUAGAGUACCUCGAACAAUUAUCAAUUCAAGACACCUCAUGCAGCGAAAACUUGAUUUUAAUUGGUAAUUCAAAUGAAAAUAUUAUAACAGAUAAAAAUCUUUUUAGAUCAGAUGUAAUUUUCAAUUUAGAUAAUUCAUUUACCAUUGGUGGCCCAGAUUCAUAUCUAUUUAGUGGAGCAGGUGUUGGUAUUGCAUUUUUAAUGCCAAACAAGUGUGGUGAAAAUUUAAUUUUAGUAGUUGCAGGAACAGACUCUUUAGGUCUAGAUAACAGUUUACAUGCCAUUCCACAGAGAAGUGGUGUUAUAACUGCCCCAGAUUUUGUAGUAACAGGUCCAGAUUUCCGUGGAAAGGGUUAUGGUGGUAUAUUAUCUGCUGGUUAUUGGGAUAAUUUCUAUCGUUUAUCAGACUCAAACUUUUAUUUAGCCGAAAUUACAAAUUAA